UCUCCCUGUGUCUCUCUCUCUCUCUCUCGCUGUCAUUUUCCAGUUUUUCUCUGGGGUUUUAGUGCGCGCUGUGGUCUCAGCAAAGACACUGACAGACAAACAAGAGACACAGAGUGAAGGAGAGAGAAAGAGAGAGAGCGAGAGAGAGAGCGAGAGAGAGAGAGAGAGAGGAGGGGAGGGCUGUGUGUCCCAGCCACACCGCACUUUCCAAACACCACCGCCGUCUCGCCACGUUCAUUUCAAUGAAGAUCUAACGAGCAGAGCAGCACAGACAGACUCGCAGCAGAGAAUCUAUUAUACGCGCUCUCCACGUGCGUGUUUUUCCCCCUCCUAUCUGCCCCGAAGAUCGUUAACGCGCUGGCGGAGGACAACUCACGGAAAGACACGAAACAAAGGAGAAAAGGAGGAGAAGAAGAGAGAGAGAGAGGGGGGGGAAAGAGGCAGAAGAACCAGAGGACGGAUUUCUAUCCCCCACGUUGUUUUAUUCCCGACACCCUGGACUCCACUGUCAUUUCUGGAUGUAAAGAAAAGAACUAAAACAAAACUCUCCACUUAUCGACAAAACAGAUUAAAAAAAAGAGAGAGAGAGAGACGCUCAGUUUCAAACUGACCGCAAAAUGGUGAUAAGGCUGUGAAUACCCUGCAUCUGAGAAAUCAGACCAGACUGACUCACAGGGCUCUGUGAGCCAGUGCCACUGAGGUUGCCAAAGCAUGCUGGUGCCAAGCUGUCCCACCAUGCACAGGGCCAGGCCCACGCUGCUGCUGCCACUGCUGCUCGUCCUGGGUCUGCUCCUCCACCUCGCUGACUCUGAAACACCACCAAAGUUUUUAAGAACCCCCAAUGACCAAACAGGCGUGCAAGGAGGCGUGGCAUCCUUCAUCUGCCAAGCUACAGGAGAUCCACGGCCAAAGAUUGUGUGGAACAAGAAGGGGAAGAAAGUCAGCAACCAGAGAUUUGAGGUGAUCGAGUUUGAUGACGGCUCUGGUUCAGUGCUAAGAAUUCAGCCAUUGCGCACGCCCCGAGACGAAGCCAUAUAUGAAUGCGUCGCCUCCAACAGUGUUGGAGAGACGAGCGCUACCACCAAACUCACUGUUUUACGUGAGGACCAGCUGCCCCCUGGUUUCCCCACCAUAGACAUGGGUCCACAGUUGAAAGUGGUGGAGCGCACACGCACUGCCACCAUGCUCUGUGCUGCCAGUGGCAACCCUGAUCCAGACAUCUCCUGGUUCAAAGACUUCCUCCCUGUCAACACCACCAACAACAACGGGCGCAUUAAACAGCUCAGAUCAGAAUCCUUUGGUGGUACUCCAAUAAGAGGAGCCCUCCAGAUAGAGCAGAGCGAAGAGUCUGACCAGGGAAAGUAUGAGUGUGUGGCGACCAACAACGGUGGAACACGUUACUCUGCCCCAGCAAAUCUAUAUGUCAGAGAGCUGCGAGAAGUGCGCCGAGUGCCACCGCGAUUCUCCAUUCCACCUACAGACAAUGAGAUCAUGCCCGGCGGCAGCGUUAAUAUCACGUGUGUGGCAGUGGGCUCUCCUAUGCCAUACGUCAAGUGGAUGCUGGGUGCCGAGGACCUCACACCAGAGGACGACAUGCCGAUUGGACGAAAUGUUCUCGAGCUUACAGACGUGCGGCAGUCAGCCAACUACACAUGUGUGGCAAUGUCAACCCUGGGGGUGAUAGAGGAUGUGGCACAGAUAACAGUCAAAGCAUUGCCCAAGGCUCCUGGCAUUCCUGUGGUGACAGAGCGUACAGCUACCAGCAUAACGCUGACCUGGGACUCUGGCAAUCCUGAGCCGGUCUCCUACUACAUCAUCCAACACAAGUCCAAGUUCUCGGAGGACUCGUACAAGGAGAUCGAUGGUGUGGCCACCACUCGGUACAGCGUGGGGGGCCUCAGCCCAUACUCGGACUACGAGUUUCGGGUUGUGGCUGUGAACAACAUCGGGCGGGGGCCACCCAGCGAGAGCAUCGAGGCCAAAACAGCUGAACAGGCACCCAGCACGGCGCCAAGGCAGGUCAGAGGUCAUAUGCUGAGUACCACCACAGCUGUUAUUCACUGGGAUGAACCGGAGGAGCCUAAUGGACAGAUCAUGGGCUAUAGAGUCUACUACACUAUGGAUUCUACCCAGCAUGUCAACCUCUGGGAAAAACAGAUCGUUCGGGGUUCGAACUUUGUCACCAUCCAAGGACUCAUCCCCAAUAAGACCUAUUACAUCAAGGUCCUGGCCUACACCUCAGUUGGUGAUGGUCCCCUUUCUACAGACCUUCAAAUCAUUGCAAAGACCGGAGUUCCCUCUCAACCAACUGACUUUAAGGGAGAAGCCAAAUCAGAAACAAGCAUCUUACUCUCAUGGAUUGCCCCCGCACAGACUGGACAAGAAAAUCAAAUCACAGGAUAUGAACUUAUGUAUAGGAAGAGGGACGACAAAGAGGAGAAACGAAUCAGUUUUGAGCCGACAACAACGUACUUACUGAAGGACUUGAAGCCUUUCACUACUUAUACUUUCCGGCUGGCUGCUCGUAGUAAACAUGGAGUUGGAGCUUAUACCAAUGAGAUCUCUGCAGAGACUCCACAGACACAACCCUCAGGCCCACCUCAGGAAGUCAAGUGCCAUAGCCCCAGCUCCACCAGUAUUCUGGUAAGUUGGUGGCCACCCCCAGUGGAAUUACAAAAUGGGAUCAUUACGCAAUACACUAUCCAAUAUACUGCAACUGAAGGGGAGGAUACUACUACUCGUCAAGCCUCCAACAUCCCUCCGGAAAACUCCCAGUACCUUUUGGAAAACUUGGAAAAAUGGACAGAGUACCGUGUGACAGUCAUUGCUCAUACAGAUGUUGGAGCAGGACCAGAAAGUCUACCACAGCUCAUCCGCACAGAGGAGGAUGUUCCUAGUGGGCCACCUCGUAAAGUUGAGGUGGAGGCUGUCAACUCCUCAUCAAUUAAAGUGAUCUGGCGCUCACCGAUGCCCACCAAGCAGCACGGUCAGAUUCGAGGGUACCAGGUGCACUAUGUCAGGAUGGUUAAUGGGGAGCCCACAGGACAGCCAGUCAUCAAGGACAUCCUGAUUGAUGAUGCCCAGUGGGAAUAUGAUGAUUCAACUGAACAUGAAAUGAUCAUCACAGAGCUGCAGGCUGAAACCACUUAUUCAGUCACUGUAGCCGCCUAUACGACAAAGGGCGAUGGUGCACGCAGCAAACCCAAACUGAUCACAACCACUGGCGCAGUUCCUGACAAACCCCGACUAAUGGUCAGCACAACCAACAUGGGCACAGCUCUCCUUCAGUGGCAUCCCCCAGCAUUAACACACGGGCCUCUUCUAGGCUAUCGGCUCCGCUUUGGUCGCAAAGACGUGGAUCCUCUGACUGUCAUUGAGUUCCCUGAACGGGACAACCAUUACACAACCAAAGAGAUUCACAAGGGAGCCUCAUACACCUUCCGCCUUUCUGCGCGCAACAAGGUUGGCUUUGGAGAAGAGACAGUCAAAGAAGUCACCACAAAUGAGGAUGUCCCAAGUGGCUACCCUCAGAGCAUUAUAGCAGAGGGUGCCACCACUUCCACUGUACAGGUUAGCUGGCACUCUGUUUUGCUGGCAGAGCAAAAUGGGAAAAUAGUGAAAUAUGCGCUGCAGUAUAAGGACAUCAACAGCCCACGCAGUCCCUCAGAGCUCUUCAUCACUGCUCCGGAAUCAACAGUCAUCCUGGAUGGCCUUAAGGCAGAUACCACUUAUGAUAUUAAAAUGUGUGCCUUCACCAGCAAGGGCUCUGGUCCCUAUAGCCCAAGUGUCCAAUUCAGGACACAGCCUUUGGAUCAAGCAGUGUUUGCAAAAAAUUUCCAUGUGAAAGCAGCCAUGAAGACAUCAGUGUGGUUGACCUGGGAAAUCCCAGACACCUACAACCCAGCUCAACCGUUCACUAUUCUCUACGAUAAUGGCCAGAGUGUGGAGGUAGAUGGCAAGCUAACUCAAAAGCUAAUCACGGGUCUUCAACCAGAGACACAGUAUUCCUUCCUUCUCACCAACCGCGGCAACAGUGCUGGAGGUCUACAGCACCGUGUAUCCACCAUGACAGCCCCGGACAUCCUUCGCACAAAACCGUACUUGAUUGGCAAGACCAACUCGGAUGGUAUGGUGAUUGUGGAGCUACCAUCAGUGCAAACAUCAGAGAGAAUAAGGGGAUAUUACAUUGUGGUAGUUCCGCUGAAAAAACAGCGCACCGGCAAGUUUUUCAAACCCUGGGACAAUCCCGAUGAGAUGAAUUUGGAGGAGCUUCUGAAGGAGAUAAACCAAACUAGCAGAGGCCUUCGGUUCCGCAGGCAGGCAGAACCCAAAGCCUAUAUCGCUGCCUACUACAAAGUUCUGCCUAAAGAAUUCACUCUUGGAGAUGGCAAAAUGUACGGGGACUUUCCAAACAAGCAACUUCAGAAUGGCCAGGAGUACAUAUUCUUUGUGCUCGCUGUUUUGGAAAUGUCCGAAAAUAUCAUGUAUGCAACCAGCCCCUACUCCGAUCCAGUUGUUUCAGCUGACAUCGACCCCCAGCCAAUCAUUGAUGAGGAGGAAGGCCUCAUCUGGGUGGUGGGCCCUGUGCUAGCAGUUGUCUUUAUCAUAUGCAUUGUCAUUGCCAUCCUUCUCUACAAGAGCAAACCAGACAGAAAAAGAGCAGAAUCUGAAGCUAGAAAGGGCAGUCUCCCCAACAGCAAGGAAAUGCCACUGCAUCAUCCCACUGACCCUGUUGAGCUGCGACGUCUCAACUUCCAAACACCUGGUUUAGGUGCGCACAGGCACUCCAGUAACCUCCAUUUAUCAAGUAUGGCAAGCCACCCUCCAAUUCCGAUCAUGGAAUUGGCAGAUCACCUGGAGCGACUGAAAGCCAACGAUAACCUUAAGUUUUCACAGGAAUAUGAGUCAGUCGAUCCUGGUCAGCAGUUCACAUGGGAGCACUCUAACCUGGAGGUGAACAAACCAAAGAACAGAUAUGCUAACGUGAUCGCGUAUGACCAUUCCAGAGUCUUGCUCUCCGCUAUCGAUGGUAUCCCGGGAAGUGACUAUAUCAAUGCCAACUACAUUGACGGGUACAGAAAACAGAAUGCCUACAUUGCCACCCAAGGAUCUUUGCCGGAGACAUUCGGCGAAUUCUGGAGGAUGAUCUGGGAGCAGAGGAGUGCCAUCAUUGUCAUGAUGACCAAACUGGAGGAGAGGUCCAGGGUGAAAUGUGACCAAUAUUGGCCCAACAGAGCGACAGAAACCUAUGGUCUCAUCCAAGUGACACUUCUGGACACCGUAGAGCUGGCUACAUACUGUGUCAGGACAUUUGCACUUUUUAAAAAUGGCUCCAGUGAGAAGAGAGAGGUGAGGCAGUUCCAGUUUACGGCCUGGCCAGAUCACGGGGUACCAGAGCACCCAACACCGUUCCUGGCCUUCCUGAGACGGGUGAAAGCUUGCAAUCCUCCGGAUGCAGGGCCCAUGGUGGUUCACUGCAGUGCUGGAGUGGGACGCACAGGUUGCUUCAUCGUUAUUGAUGCCAUGAUGGAACGUAUCAAGCACGAGAAGACUGUGGACAUCUAUGGUCAUGUAACACUAAUGCGAGCCCAGCGCAACUACAUGGUGCAAACAGAGGACCAGUAUGUCUUCAUACAUGAUGCUCUCCAGGAGGCCGUCAACUGCGGCACUACCGAAGUGCCCGCUAGAAACUUAUAUGCGUACAUCCAGAAACUGACGCAGAUAGAGGGUGGAGAGAACGUCACUGGCAUGGAACUUGAGUUCAAGCGUUUAGCUAACACUAAAGCCCACACAUCACGAUUCAUCAGUGCCAAUCUCCCCUGCAACAAGUUCAAGAACCGCCUUGUUAACAUCAUGCCAUACGAGUCCACGAGGGUGUGUCUUCAGCCCAUCCGAGGAGUGGAGGGUUCCGAUUACAUCAAUGCCAGUUUCAUCGAUGGGUACAGGCAACAGAAAGCCUAUAUUGCAACGCAAGGACCAUUGGCAGAGACCACAGAGGAUUUCUGGAGAAUGCUCUGGGAGCACAACUCUACGAUUGUCGUCAUGCUCACCAAGCUUAGAGAAAUGGGCAGGGAAAAAUGCCAUCAGUACUGGCCAGCAGAAAGGUCGGCCAGAUACCAGUACUUUGUUGUGGACCCUAUGGCUGAGUAUAACAUGCCUCAGUAUAUCCUGAGAGAGUUCAAAGUGACUGAUGCCAGGGACGGACAGUCACGGACAGUAAGGCAGUUUCAGUUCACGGACUGGCCUGAACAAGGAGUGCCAAAAUCAGGAGAGGGCUUCAUCGAUUUCAUUGGCCAAGUGCAUAAAACAAAAGAGCAGUUUGGUCAGGAUGGGCCUAUUUCAGUCCACUGUAGCGCGGGUGUUGGUAGAACUGGAGUUUUCAUCACCCUCAGCAUUGUUUUGGAACGAAUGAGAUAUGAGGGCGUAGUAGACAUUUUUCAGACGGUGAAAAUGUUGCGGACACAGAGACCAGCUAUGGUGCAGACAGAGGAUCAAUACCAGUUCUGCUACAGAGCCGGCUUGGAGUACCUGGGAAGCUUUGAUCACUAUGCAACGUAAAAGACCCAGUAUUGGAAGAAAAAAAGCAGAGGGCCCCUUGGACAGAAAACCCAGUGAGCCUCUCUUCUGAGCCAUAAAUUCCUGCUUGAGAAAGUACUCCUUAACUCCUUGCUAACAACUCAUUUUGUGUCAGAUGUGUGACAUGAAUUGUCAAAAAAUGAAAAAGAUGAUUCCCGGAGGACCAAGUAUUUCCCAACCCCACAAAAACCUCACCUUGAGACAGAGUGAGGGAAUCCUGACUGCUGAAGCAUCGUAUGGGAUUACCUUUUCUUUUGCUUCAAGGAUUCAUUUUUGGGGCUCAUAUUAACUGAAUGAAACCAACACAACAAAAAAGUAAAUGAACAAUAAUGACAUCGUCAGAAAUGCAUCAGUGAUAAUGAACCAUUACGAGAGGCACUGGAGGCACAGAGAAUUGCGGGAGGGGAAAAAGAACUUGAUGCACAUUGUAAAGAAAAAAACAAAUCUGUUUCACAAUCAAGUACACACAGACAACCCAUCGAAAAAGAAGACAUAACUUGGUCCACAACAGCAGGACAGACUUAAAAGUAAUAAUAACUAAAUACUCCCUUUCCUGUCACAAUGUUCAUCAUCUAAAUUUUGGACGAGGGGAAAGUUAAAAUGCUCUAUGAAAUAAAUAAAAAUUAUUGAUUUAGUUUUUUAGUACUUUAUUAUACAGCUGAUGUGCUUUUUUUGAAAUGUGUGAAUUUCCUUUUUUUACACAAAUUUAUCGCUUGGAAAUAAGUGAUAAAAUGUAUUUACGUAAAUGUUUUGUUUUUUUAAAGCUGUAGAACUGUUCUGACAUAUGUGCUAUUUUGCAGAGAAUCUGUUUUGCUCUUUCGGUUAUUUUAUUUUCUUUCCCCCCUCCACAUUAGCUUGCACUUAGUGCACAUAACAGAAUUCAAACUACCAAAAUGUAACUUUUUUUUGUUUGUUUGUUUUUUUCCGUGCUUCUUUUUCAGUCUUGAUUUUUCUUUUUAGUUUUGUCCAUGAUCACAUACACGGUCAAUUUACUCCCAUUAGACAAACUGGGGCUUCGUGGAAUCAACAGGGACGAGCAAAGUAUGAAGUUGCUGCUACCGAUUAUCUUAGUUCUUCCAUGUGAGAAUGAUAAGAGAGAACCUGAUGAAUUGAAUAAGGUAUAUGAAUCUAUAAAUAUAUGGUACAGAUAAAGUAUAUAUAUAGAUAUAUAUUAUUAAACUAUAAAUAGUAUGUUCUAAAUACAUUGACAGAUAAUUUAUAAGUAAAUUGUAUAUGAAAUAUGGUUGCAAUGAAAGUUUCAAAUUUUAAAAGGUGUGUGCUAUGGGGGAAAUUAAGAGAUUUUUCACUGGAAUGCACAUCAGUUGGACAAAAAUGGUAUUCUGAUUCAGUGCAUCUUUUCUUGUGCAAUAAAUAUGUGUUUUUAGAUAGGGUUUUAUGUGGAUAUGUUCUUCACCAAUGGCAUUGUUGUUCCCCACAAGUGAGGUAUGGGAGUGGGAAUGUCAGGUGUCAGUCAAAGCACCACUGGUGCAAUUUUCAAACUCACAUAGUCUGUAAUUAGAGGCAGAGGUGUCACACAGUCGCAGACACAGCGCUCACACAACACAAUAGGGUACAAAGAGUACAAAGACGUCACUUUCUUGUGGUUCUUUAAAGCAGUCAGUGGUAAUAUAUAUUUUUUUUCUUCAUAAUUUUGCAUUUAGAGUGCCUUAUAUUUAUGCCUGUUUUAUAAUGUUUCAUUUAACAUUUUAAUGUAUCCUUGGACUAAUCUAGGCAUUUAGUGUAAAUGUUACUGUAUAGUUUAUUUACCUUCAGUAUUCAUUUGUCAUUUGAUGAGAUUAUAUAUGCAAAUAAGAACAUUUCAAAGCUCAUACAUUUUAUUUUCAGUGGCCUUAUUGUGGCUAAGUGAAUUACAAUAGGAGUUGAGAUAUCACUGAACCUGACGGGGAAACAGCUAAAAACAAACAACAGCUACAAAUGCAUGUUAUAUAAAAUGAUCAAAUUAUAAAACAUGCAGCUGGAGAUGAGAUAAGAGAGCAUUGGUCUUAGACCAAAGCAGGACAAGGUUAAACUCCAUCAGCACUGGUAUAAAGGCCCAACAUAAAAUAAUUUUUUACCUGAUGUGACUAAGAUCAUACUUGAUCUUACUGGGAAGCAUAUUGGGAUCCUGGAAUGGCUUGUCAAACUGCAGUAAAACAGGUUUAGUCAAGAAAGAAUGCCUCAUGCACAAGUCAAAACUGAAUGGUUUGCUCUUCACGCCUUAGGUUUGAAUUAUGGAGUUCAUGUGCGUCUCUACCAAAAGCAUUUGUCGAGAAAUACAAACUGGUUCCGUUAUCCUGACAAUCUGGUGUGUCGUGUCCUUUUGUUUUGUUUUAGAACAUAACAGUUAAAGACCCAGGUUCAAGUUUGGUUAUGUUUCAGUGUUCAUAUUGACCAGCAUCUCUAGGUUUUCUGUAAACUCUAUGAUGGCUUUGUGGAUGUGCAUUCCAAGUGCUUUCUUUCCCUUGUUAACUCAAGCAGCUAUAGUUUCAUUUUUGUCGACUGCUUAACUGAUAAUUUUCGUCUUGAUUUUGUGACAAAAAGUUAAACGUGAUGUUGGCCAAUGUUACAUUUUGUUCAAAUGUUCAAGUCUCAGAAAAUAUUUGUUUUCUCAUCUCAUUUUUUUCCACUUUUUUUUUUUUUUUUUUAAAUUGAUUUUUCGUAUGCAUGAUGAAACAUUGCAGAAGGGCCAAAGCUGGCCUGGUAGGAAGAUUUGCACUUUCUCUAUCUUUGUACUAUGCACCGCCCUAUUGAUUCUAAACCCAAUAAUAUAUUACUUGAACCCAUCUAUAAAAAGAUCUCCUUAAACGUUCACUUUGUGUGUAUGUAAAUAACACAAAAAAGUAUCAACUCUUGAAAAAGACAAAAAAAAAAAAGUUUGUGGCAAAAAAAGAGCAUCCAUUCUGAUGCCAUGGUUACUCCAGCAGAUGAUUUCAGAAAAAUCUGUCCCUCAACCAUCUGUUCUCGUGGCUUUGCCAUUCAAGCUUGGAGUGUCAUUAACAGAAAUAAACGUUGUGUUCUCUGCUCUCUCUAUCUAUCUCUCGUCUGGAUGCAUAGACUGAAAAAUUAAAUAAUGAAAUUGUAAAAAAAAAAAAAGGCUUGUUAAAAAGAUCAUACAAUUACCUCGGAUUAGUUGUAAGCAUAAAAUGUUUCUUUUUCUGAAUGAAAGGAGUGCUUUUUAUUUUCUUACUUAGGUUACAUUGGUGGAGACAGAAGUGUAUGAAAAUCAGUUCUUUGCUGACACAAGUUCCAUUUGUUAUAAAUGAAUUCUAUUAAAAAAUGUCAGUGUUAUGCA
Messenger RNA from Solea solea (common sole), 9868 nucleotides. RefSeq names its product receptor-type tyrosine-protein phosphatase delta-like. Gene Ontology annotation, molecular function: protein binding; protein tyrosine phosphatase activity. Lineage: Eukaryota; Metazoa; Chordata; Actinopteri; Pleuronectiformes; Soleidae. The coding region runs from base 712 to 6558 and encodes 1948 amino acids. The transcript is spliced from 38 exons. Gene Ontology annotation, biological process: peptidyl-tyrosine dephosphorylation; synaptic membrane adhesion. The record is from RefSeq and is a predicted model, not a curated record.